AUGAUGUCAGCGGCGCCGAUUCAGAUUUCGAGUACGCCGGUGCCGGUGCCGGUACCUGAGCCUGCCUGUUCGAAGGUUCAUGGGCCGCCUGGGAAGCGCGCAUCGGGGCUGUCCUCUUCGUUCGGGGAUGCACCAGUCACCACAUCGUGUCCCCACUGCCACAAAGCUAUCACCACGACCGUCGCCUACCGGCACUCCUGCCUGGGGAUCUCGAUCUGCCUCUUCGUCACCCUCCUGCUCGGCUGGUACGCCUUCUGCGUCGUCCCCUUCCUUUGGAUGGGCUUGAAGGACGCGGUUCACACAUGCCCCUCCUGCAGAAAUUUGAUCAAUCGGCAGUCGCGAAUUCAGAUCCCGUUGGGAUCUUUGCGAGAUGAAAUCGUGACGGUCAAGUGCGGCAACUGCGCGGUCGUUCUCUCGCGGAGCUAUUUCCUGCUGUUCUUCGUUAUUUCUUUCCUCAUUCUCGUUUUUUACAUCUUGCGCGCCGGAUGGCUGGGCAGCGCCCUAGAUGUGAUCCCCAGGGGUCCGUCCAUCACAGCAAGCUGGCGGGACUUUUACGACAAGUGCGGACAGAAGAGUCAGCUGGGGAAUCCGCUACAGGCCGCGGGGAAUUUCCGCGAGCACUUUUCGGGGAAGACCGUUAAGUGGGAAGGCUUGGUGAAGCAAAUCAAAGAGGGCACGUUCAGCUCGAACUUCCUUUUCGUUGCCAUGUAUCCGACAAUGACAGCGGAAGGCCGCGGCCGGCGCGGGGCAGGGGGUCUUGGGGGCGGGGAGCCUGAGGGAGAUCUUGCGUCGCUGCUUUUUGGCGACGACAAAGCUGAAGGAGGCGAGGACGGCGCCGACGCUCGCCGCAGUCCGGCUGCACCAGCAGGCGACGCACGCGACGACGACGGCAAGACGCCCGAGCAGCGUGAGGAGGCUGAGCUGCUCGCCCUCGAUGAAGAAAACAAAGGCAUGCAGGGAGACAGCGCGGACCUCGCGCUCGCCUUCAGCGAAGACCUCAACAAAAAAGUCGAAGCACUCGUCCCCGGAGAUAAAAUCUCUUUCGAGGCGACGCUCGUUGAGUUGGGAAGGAGGGGCCGGCCGUCGCUGGGGCGUCUGUGGGAUGUGACAGUCGUGGAGCGGUGGGAAGACAGGAAGAAGCGCCUGCGGGAGAAGGCGGAGGACGAGCAGCGUUCAUUUUUCGAGCACCUGCUGCCGUCGUUCGCGUCGCCGUUUGGCGGCUUCAGCCCCUUCUCCCUCAUGGGCUCGCUCGGAGGCAGGGGCGUCAUCGUCGUGCGCAGACAAGUCCUCACGUCAGACCCUGCGUCGUCGCUCGCCUCCAUCACGCAGACGUGGCAGUCUCCACGCGCAGGCGAGCCCGACGGCGAGGGCGACGGCGUAGUCCGCGUCGUACGCGUGGUCCGCGACGACUGGGGGGGGAGGGGGGGCGACGGGGUUUUUGACGGGGUCGCCUCAGGCGAGGAGGAAGACCAGAGAGCGAAGGGCGCCCAGGGAGGACUUGAGCGCCUCGCUGAGGGCGUGGGAAAGCGCGACGCACAAAAUCUCGCGAACAAGUUCCCCCAUCUCUCGGGAGUCCUUGAGCUGUUUGGCGACUCCGGAGGGGCUGUGAACCAGUCGGCCCGCGGCGCGGACGACCCGGUCCUGUCGCUGGGGGGGGCGGCGGCGGCUCACAGCGGAGGCCUCGGGUUCGGAGCUCUGGCAGACGCCGACGACGGAGCCCCGCAAGAGCAGGGCGGCUGGGAGAAGCUGCUCGAGGAGCUGCGGGCGCAGCGGGCCGGCGCGGGCGAGCCGAAGACGCCCAAGAGCGGCGGGGCGGCCGCCAAUCUGUUUCCCUUCCUCAAGCUCGGUGAUGAACGCGCGGACGACGACGACGACGGCGCCGAAACUCUGAAGGACGCGAAGCACGCGGAGACGUGGACCGACGCCGGGAAAGACGAAGCAGACGCAAGCGGCCUCCCCAGCGAGCCCCGGCCGGCUGCGGGAGAGACAUGGAAAGACCGCGCAGGCGCAGGGGCGGGCGCCGCACCGUCGCCGCGAGCUUCGACCGGAGAGAAGGACGCGACUCGAGCGGAGGCCGUGUGGGGGACUCGUGAGGAGGGAGGAGCCGGGCAGCUCCCGCCAGUCUCGGCGGGAAAGGCUUCGCCACAGCGAAAGGCGCCCGCGGCGCAGCCCGAGAGAGCACGGGGCGCCGCGGGCGCCAAACAGACGGAGGCGAGGCAGCGCGGAAAGAAAAAUGUCGUGAAGACUGAGCGAGAUGCGGCCCCUCGGAGCGGGGCUGCCUCUGCAGAGAAACAAGAGACAGCCAAGCCUGGCGCUCAGACUCGCAACACGAACGCGCAGGCGAAGCGAGAGGCCAAAAGGCUAGUUUCGCCUUCGAUUGAGAGGCCGGCGUCGCAGCAGAAAAAUGGAGAUAGCAAGCUAUCACCUAAGCAGCCGCAGCCUGCAAAUACGCCACAGGGCUAG
This is a messenger RNA of Besnoitia besnoiti, 2463 nucleotides long. RefSeq lists its product as uncharacterized. Bases 1 to 2463 code for a protein of 820 amino acids. The transcript is spliced from 4 exons. The record is from RefSeq and is a predicted model, not a curated record. NCBI's taxonomy places the organism in Eukaryota, Apicomplexa, Conoidasida, Eucoccidiorida, Sarcocystidae. Gene Ontology annotation, molecular function: zinc ion binding.